Molecule: messenger RNA, 1800 nt
Organism: Malurus melanocephalus (red-backed fairy wren)
Lineage: Eukaryota; Metazoa; Chordata; Aves; Passeriformes; Maluridae
Gene: CTSZ
Product: cathepsin Z
Exons: 6
Coding region: 155-1069 (304 amino acids)
Cellular component (GO): lysosome
Molecular function (GO): cysteine-type endopeptidase activity
Source: RefSeq, a predicted model, not a curated record
UCCCUUCGGCGGGGCUCAGCGAGCGCACCCCGGCUCGGUGCCGCUGUCCCCGCCCGCCUCAGGUGAGCCCCGCCCCGGCCGUCCCUCCGCGCCUCCCUCCCUCCGCCCUCAGAGCCCGGACCGGCCGUGUCCCGGCAGCUGCCGCUGUCCCAGCAUGGCCCCGCCGCUCCAGCCUCUCAUCCCUGUGCUGCUGCUGCUGCUCUGCGGCUGCCUCUGCCCGCCCGCCCGCGCCGGGCUCUACUUCAGGGAAGGGCAGCACUGCUACAAACCGGCCCCGCGCAAGGCUGCCGGCCUCAGGACCUACCCCCGSCCGCACGAGUACCUGGACGUGUCGGCGCUGCCGCAGAGCUGGGACUGGAGGAACGUGAACGGGGUGAAUUACGCCAGCACCACUCGGAACCAGCACAUCCCCCAGUACUGCGGCUCCUGCUGGGCUCACGGCAGCACCAGCGCCUUGGCAGAUCGAAUCAACAUCAAGAGGAAGGGUGCCUGGCCUUCUGCCUACCUGUCUGUCCAGAAUGUCAUUGACUGUGCUGAUGCUGGGUCCUGUGAGGGUGGGGAUCACUCUGGGGUCUGGAUGUACGCCCACGACCACGGCAUUCCUGACGAGACCUGCAACAACUACCAAGCCAAGGAUCAAAAAUGUAAGAAAUUCAACCAGUGUGGAACUUGUGUCACUUUUGGAGAAUGCCACGUGAUCAAGAACUACACUCUCUGGAAAGUUGCUGACUAUGGGUCUGUCAGUGGAAGAGAAAAAAUGAUGGCAGAGAUCUACACUAAUGGACCAAUUAGCUGUGGCAUAAUGGCUACUGAAAAGCUGGACGCUUACACAGGGGGAUUGUACACAGAGUACAACCCUUCACCAACAGUGAAUCACAUCGUGUCUGUGGCUGGCUGGGGUGUGGAAAAUGGAACAGAAUAUUGGAUAGUUCGUAACUCCUGGGGUGAACCCUGGGGUGAAAGAGGUUGGCUGAGGAUUGUGACAAGUGCCUAUAAGGGUGGAAGAGGAGCAGACUACAAUCUGGCUAUUGAAGAGGACUGUGCAUAUGGAGAUCCUAUACUUCCUUGAUUCUACAUGGUACAUCUUUUUGUUUAGGUACUUUGGAAGCUUCCCAGCACGACCUCUUUUUGUUUAUAGAAUAAUAGCCUAAGACUCUUUCACAGUUCAACACCAUCAGGCAAUUUUGCAAAAUUAGMCCAGAUGCCUUCAAAAAAUACAGAACUGCCUUGAGAUAACUAUUCACAACCUAAGUCAUUUACCCAUGAAGGAGUUUUUCCACCUUAAUGCACAGUAUUAAAAUCAUACUGACUGAAUCWCUGAACGGGUACAUGUAAAUAUCUAUUUUUUUAAAUACAAAUAAUGUAGCUGUGUUGGAAAAAURUACUCAAUAUUUGGGUCUAGAGCUUACUUUAAAUUCUCUGACGGUACUGAGCAAAUAUGUUGCAGUGAUGCAAAAUCCGUAAGUCUGGACUUAAUAAAUUCAAAGUAUUAAAUCCUGUUUCCUUGACCUUCUGGUGAAACAGUGGUGUUGGAAGCCUAAAAUAAUGAGGUUAUUUUUAUCCACCAAAAUGAUAUAAUAGGAAUUACUUUGACCAGCAGAAGUCUAAACACUUCCUUAUUUGUCUUGGUUUUGCUCAAAUKUUCUUGCUUUAAUAUGUGAUUUUAGGAGAAAAAGGGCACAGAGGCAAAAUAUAAAUUGCCAUAACCCAGAACUCCUCACUAAUUUGAUAAAUCAGUGCCAUAUCAAAUGUUAUUAACUUGCAUUGUUAAUUGCAUUUAAUAAACAGAUUUUUCUCUUA